Molecule: messenger RNA, 1542 nt
Organism: Amphibalanus amphitrite
Lineage: Eukaryota; Metazoa; Arthropoda; Thecostraca; Balanomorpha; Balanidae
Product: UPF0472 protein C16orf72 homolog
Exons: 7
Coding region: 262-1029 (255 amino acids)
Source: RefSeq, a predicted model, not a curated record
AAACCUUUAGGUGAGUUAUUUUCCUCCUUGGUUGCUCGAGUUUUUUCCGUUUUUUCCACGUUUUUCUCAAGGCUGUUUUUCUCCAUUGGGGUUUUGAGAGCUUUUCCUUCAAUUCGUACAAACUUGGUACGAGUUCUCACAGUGUAUAUAAAUAGUUCUAAAAUAGUUCUAAGCGAGUUCUAAGGCCGGAGGAACUGAAAGCAAGCCACAACACAAAGACUCUCAGUGCCGCCGGGACCGAGCCGAGUGACCGCCGCCGCCAUGUCGGAAGAGCGCGGCUCCGACGACGAGCUGUACCGCUGGGAGGCCGCUUGUUACAGCGAGGUGGACUCCCAGCCUGACUACGAGCUGCAGCUGCACCAGGAGCGCGAGCUGACCGCUCAGAAGCUGUGGCACCUCUUCCAGAGCAGUGCCACCUGCAUCGCCCACCUGCAUAAAGGCGCCUACGGAGGGGGAGGGGGAGGAUGCGGUACCGAGCGGGGCGGCUCCCGCUGGAUGCCGUUCCAGACUGCCGCGGGGUCCGUCACCGCCCUCUACAAAGAGUCCGUGGACGGUGUCCGGCGCUGUACCGAGCUGGGCAUCCUGCACGGUCAGCAGCGGCGUACCCGGGAGCUGCUGGCGCUCACCCGGCGCCGCCGCCUGCUCCGCCGGGAGGAGGUGCUCUCGCUGCUCUGCGGCCGCCCCCCGCCGCCGCCCCGGAGCGGCCAUAGGUCGUCCAGCCGCCACCAGAGUGCGGCGUGGUCGUCCGCCGGCGGCCGAGAGAGGGAGUCACCGCCGUCCCGGCCAGGAGCGGAUAGUGCCAUUUGGAACGGCAUAUCUCCGGCCCUGGGCGGGUUCCGGCCGCCAUCCCCCGCCGCUGCCGCCGCCGCUCCCGCCCCCGCCCUGCUGCGCCGGUCGCCGAGCCGCCGCCGCGCCAGCCGCUCGCUCUCACCCCUGGAUCUCACGGCAGUGAAGCGGCCAGCGACGCCUUCCUCCCCUUGCGAUGUGGUAAUGGACUCGCCCACCCACAAGAGGCCACGUUACACGUAGCGGCCGGUCGAUCCCACUUUGAGAGACGCAGGGGAGGUCGCUGCUGGCUGGUGCGUAUGAUGUGCCUUGCGUCGUGCGAUGGUGACCUGUGACGUCACAUUCAGCUGGUGCCAGUGCGUUACGCUGUGGAUUACCCGUGUUCCUAUCGUUUGUCCUGACCCCGACCCGCGCUGUGACGUCAGAGUGACGUCAUUGAACUAACACGAGGCUUAUCGCGCUGCCCACUGUAUCUCGCCAGCGCGGCAGCGAAGAACGUAUAAUGGUGCGAGUUCGGAGUGCGUGUAGCACUGAGAGUACCCCACCGAUGGUGUGCCGAGCCGAUAUAUCGCGUUGAUAUCAAGUGUGAUGUCUGAUAUCGCGUGUGAGGCGCUCACUGCUCAGAUUGCCCGGCAGGGAACGCGCUACUGAGCCGUGGUAACAGGGUCGAUUACAGGUGCGUCCGCGGGCGCAUCCCAAAGGCAUUGACUGUAUUCUCGUGAAAAACAUUUACCGACAAUAUAGAUCGUUGUUUGA